Messenger RNA from Arthroderma uncinatum, 2754 nucleotides. RefSeq lists its product as uncharacterized. Gene Ontology annotation, biological process: microtubule-based movement. The record is from RefSeq and is a predicted model, not a curated record. The coding region runs from base 1 to 2754 and encodes 917 amino acids. Lineage: Eukaryota; Fungi; Ascomycota; Eurotiomycetes; Onygenales; Arthrodermataceae. The transcript has 5 exons. Gene Ontology annotation, molecular function: microtubule binding; ATP binding; microtubule motor activity.
AUGGAUGAAGGAGACACACAGACUCGACUUGCGUCGAGUAUCUCAAAUAUCCCACGCCCAAAGUCGACCUACUCCCAUGCUGAAAGCUUGAGAGAUAUCACUAAUGCUGCAAACAACGCGCCGGGCCAGGCAAUGGCUUCUCCGCCCACUGCUGGCGAUAAAAAGAGAAAAACGCUGAGCGAGCGAGCAGGAGAACCGAGGAAGAAAGAGAACCUGGGGUCGAAACCGUUCGCCGGAACGACGAAAAUUGCGCAACCAAGGAGCCUAUGCGCAUCGAAGGCUGGUGGCUCCCGGAUGCCUUCGAACGGACCGAGACUUAGACCGCCACCGGGCACGCGAAAUAUUCCCCGUCCGCAAACGUCGACCGGCUACCUGAACGUUGAGAGAGGAUCGAUACCGCGACCGGCGACUUCAAUGGGUGGUCGGGAUGCUGGCCACGCGAGUCAAGCCCCUGGAAACCGAAAUGGUGCGCGUCAGCCCUCAUCUUUGAUAUCACCUACAUCACCUCCAUCUUCUCCUUUGCCCAUGCCCAAACUGCCCGAUAAAUCACUGGUUAAUAGAGCCUAUGACGGUCAGACGGAUCAUUUGUCUGACUGGUCCAGUCUUGCAUUGGAAAAUAACCACAUCCUUUUCUCCCGCAAUCCAUCGCUAUGCACUGCCAUGGAAUCACUUUCCCUGAACCAAAACCCCCCAAUGACAACUACAUUGCAAAAUAAAAAGCCGCAAAGCAGUUCCCCAUCCAAAGUGCCCACCCCCAGCCGCCCUACCCUGUCAUCCUCUGCCCCCUUCCGCCUUCCUUCUUGCCCGACUAUUCCUAAGAAAAUUCGCAAACAACGCUCCCCUAAAAAGGUCAUACCCUAUCUAACUCAGUACACUCAAGUCCAAGCAUGGGAUCAAGAUGAAAAGGAACAGAAAAUCUCCGAUAAUAUGAUCCAUGUUCGUCAGAUCGUCGAAGAGAUGGCCAAGCAGACUGCUGCCAUGACCGAAUCCACCGAUUUAUAUAAAUCUCGCACCCAGACUCUAGAAGAAGGCCAAACGAAGCUCCUGAACCAAAAUGCGGACUUGCGAGUUGAACUUGAGACUGCUAAAAAUUACUUGGCGAAUGCAGAAGCCAAGCUUAAGGAUGUCUCUCGCGAGCAUGAAAUAUCCAUGAGCGAACUUGCUACUCAACAUAGAAAUCAGUUGGAGACAAUACGGCAGGAUACCAGGGCGGAAAUCGCUGAGUUGAGAGUACAGCACAGAGCGGAACUCGCUGAAACUAGACGCCGAUUCGAAGCCGAAUUAGCGGUAGAGCGCCAACUGCGAUUGCAGGAGCUCGAACAGAUAGCGGCACAGUCAUCCCUCGAAAAACAACGUGGGCAGCUCGAUCUAAGCAACAAGGAUCGAGAGAUCCAAGAUUUACUCACGCAGAAGGAGAGGCUGCAGGGUGACGUUGAUCGAGAACGGGCGCUAAAUAAUGAAUUACAGCAAAGUUCAAUUCUACACGCCAACAAUACCGUCAACCUAGAGUCAUCAGUGCGUGCACUAAAAGCAAGAAUCGAGUUUUUGGAGUCGGGAAAUCAGGAGCAAUCCGAUGCUUUUGCGAAGCUCGAUAAAGAACUAAGCGAGGCCCUCGAGGAGACUAAAGCCGCGAAGGCACAAUUACGAAAGGAAGAAACUAUGCGAAGGAAGCUACACAACCAGAUUCAAGAGUUGAAAGGAAAUAUCAGAGUAUUUUGUCGCGUUCGACCAGUUCUACCUGCUGACAUGAGUGAAACCGCCGCCAGCAUUUCGUUCCCUGACGAAGAUAUGGAUUCCAGGGAGAUUUUGGUGCAGGGGCCGGAAGAGAAAUCAAGCCUGGGAGUAGUCAGUACAAAAAAUCACUCUUUUGCGUACGACCAUGUCUUUGGGCCAAGAUCGCAAAAUUCGGAGGUAUUUGAAGAAAUUAGCCAGCUUGUCCAGAGCGCUUUGGAUGGAUAUAACGUAUGCAUAUUCUGUUAUGGUCAGACUGGAAGCGGCAAAACCCACACUAUGUCUUCCGAAGACGGUAUGAUACCGCGUGCAGUUCGCCAGAUAUACGACACUGCUAGCGGUCUCGAGGAGAGAGGUUGGAAGUAUACCAUGGAGGGAAGCUUCAUUGAAGUAUACAACGAGAACAUCAAUGAUCUAUUAGGGAAAGCUGAGGAGUUUGACAAGAAGAAGCAUGAAAUCAGGCAUGACAUGCAGAAAUGCCAAACUACCAUCACCAAUGUCACCAACGUCAGGCUCGAUUCCCCUGAAAAGGUCGAAUCCAUUCUUCGCCGGGCCUGGACAAACCGCUCUGUGGCUGCUACUAAGGCCAAUGAACGCUCUUCUCGCUCACACUCCGUCUUUAUCCUACGGCUUGUUGGCGAGAAUUCAACAACUGGGGAGCACAGCGAAGGGACGUUGAACCUAGUUGACCUUGCAGGAAGUGAACGUCUUAGUCACAGUGGCAGUACUGGGGAUCGACUCAAGGAGACCCAGAAUAUCAACAAGAGUCUCAGCUGCCUAGGGGACGUUAUCGGUGCCCUUGGACAGGGUAAAGAGGGCGUCCACAUUCCCUAUAGGAACAGCAAGCUCACCUAUCUUCUUCAAUUCUCCUUGGGCGGGAACUCGAAAACGUUGAUGUUCGUCAUGGUUAGUCCCCGGCAGGACCACCUCGGUGAGACCUUAACCAGCCUUAAGUUUGCCGCAAAGGUCCAGAAUACCCAUUUAGGUACGGCAAAACGGCAAUCGCGUAUACGAGAUUCCUGA